AUGGGUCGCAUGACACGCGCAAAGGCUGCUGAAGUUGCUGAAAAGCUCCAUGUCGACGAAGAUGCAGUACUUGAGUUGCCUAGUGAGGAUGUCGUAAAAGGCAUUCAAGCGCCAGGAGACAACGAGCGCACGCCACUUGGAGAGGUCAGCGUCAACAGCGCCGGCAGCAAGGCCGAGAUAGAGGAUGCAGAGGUGAAGAGUGCACCGACAUCAAAGAAAGGAGGGAAGAAGGGGCGCAAAGGCAAGAAAAAGAAUAAAUCUGCUCUAGACGCCAGCACUAGCUCUGCACCAGACGCAGACCGAGAUGAGGACAUCAUACCAGAUGAACAUGAAUCGCAACCUUCCCCGGCGAGUAGAGCUGCAUCGCAAGAGCUAAGUAACGAUAUACCAAGAUGUGAGCGAAAUUGGUCCUCGUCGUUUGUAGUCCCCUUGGGAUCACAUGACGCUAAUGCAGGAGUCCGAAUAGUGGAUGCAUCGCAACAACAACUUCAAGACACGAGACCGAACACACCUCCAUCAAACGCAGUGCGACUCGCCCGAUCUCAAUUGAGAAGCCAAGGCCCAGAAUUAGGUCCACCUGAGCCGAAAUCAUUAAUCGAGGAGAAGAAGAUUGUCAGCAAGGGAUCCUUAACCAGCGAAAAAGACGCGACGGAAAGGCAGGCAGGCAUACAACCAGAUCUACAGCCUCAGAUUGAUACUGUGGAUAUUCCCUCCUCAGCUGCCGGCUCGGCUCUAGACGACCCGUUCUCCAUGCCAACCCACGUUCAACAGCUCAAAGGCAGCGUGCUUGUCAAAUCGCCAUCGCGAUGGAAAGUCGGUGUUGACGAUAGCGCUGAGUACGCAAAGGGGUUCGUUUCUCCAGUUCAGAGAAUGAGCAGCAAUGGUGUCGACACAGACGUUCUCUGCUCUUCGAAUGCCUCUUCUCAGGAAGACUGGCCAUUACGAUCUGGAAGCAUUGAAGCAGAUUCGGCAAUGGCGUCUACUGACAGGGUACUACCGAUGUACGAUCAAUUGGAAAAUGCUGUUGUGGGAGCUGCGACACCACCCAGAUCUGAGCGAGUCAACAUCCCUGUCAUCCCUGAAACAGAUCCGACCUACGACGAGCUUGAAGCCGCGGCGUUGAGCGCAUCUAUACCUCCUCAAAGCAUCCCCAAGAGAACUUCGCCAGCACCAACGGACGCGAUAUCCGCCAUGGACGCGUUGGAGGAUGAAGUCGAGAAAAUUAAUGCAGAAGUGCCUGACGUGCAGACUUCACCCGAAAAGCCAAAGACCAGGAAAGUAACGCCAGUUGUGAGAACGACCAAGGCAAGCCAGGCGCGGAUCUCACUUGCGCAUGGUCCAAAAGAUGCUCCCAAAGUGCCUGCUUUAGGUCGUCCGCGCCAGUCGAGCGCUAGGCAAUCUAGUGCGCACGCUCAGCUAUCCCAAUCAACAGCGAAGCGCGUUACAAGUACCUCAAGCGUGAGAUCCCGUCAAGGAACUCAGGAUGAAGACGUCACUGUCGACAAGAAGGAAGUCAAUAUUCCUCAUAGCAAACCUCGGCCCAUGUCUUUGCAGUUUCCAACGCCGCCGCCACCACCGAAGUCAACCAAAGCUCCUACGAAGAGCACUUUUCAACUACCAGGAGAGGCCAUAGCAGCUAAGCUGAAGGCAGCAAAGGAGGCACGACUACAGAAGGAAGCCGAAGAAUCUACAGCGAAGAAGACUUUCAAAGCCCGUCCAGCGCCAUCCUUCGCUAAAAAGCCGCCUCCAGCUGUUCGCCAGACCAGCACUAGUAAAGCUCGAGAAUCAAUCAUGAAUGGCAAGCCAGUGGCGACCAUGAGUAGCAAGCGGCCCCACAGUGUUGCAACGACUCGACCAGCAGCGAACAAAGCGCCGGUCACUACUAAGAAGCCUAGUGUUUCUGCCAAAGUCGCACCAAAGUUGUCCAGCUCCACCAACUCUUUAUCUUCUUCUAAAAAACGGCCAGUGCCUGGAGUGCCACCACAAGCCGCAAAGUCUCUGACUGUCGCAAAACGACCAUCCACUGUGAUGGGAGUCCUCGACAAGCCUCGCACAUCAUUGGCUCCAAAGCCAAACCCACCAGCUACAGCUCAAAAGACGAAUGGCACCGCGAAGGGCAAGGAGGUCUUCAGUCGUGCGGCGCAAGCCAAGUCCAAUGCUGAGAAGGAGAAGCGAGAGAAGGAAGAAGCAGCAAAGAAGGCACGCGCUGCGGCUGCCGAACGUGGUCGUCAGGCAAGCCGUGACUGGGCUGAGAAGCAACGUCUGAAGAAGCUUGGUCUGAAGCCUGAGACCAAGUCGGCCGCUGUUGAAGGUCAAGUUACUGCUGACCUGGAGCCAACGACCGAGAUCCAAGUCACUGAGCAUAUCGCAGAGGCCCCAGCAGCGGUUGAAGCUUAG
Molecule: messenger RNA, 2397 nt
Organism: Pseudocercospora fijiensis CIRAD86
Lineage: Eukaryota; Fungi; Ascomycota; Dothideomycetes; Mycosphaerellales; Mycosphaerellaceae
Exons: 1
Coding region: 1-2397 (798 amino acids)
Source: RefSeq, a predicted model, not a curated record